CUGAAUAAGUAGGAGGAGCACGCCCGCCCACAAAAGCCACAGCUAUUCUCCGUAUCUCGCAUUAAAAUAACCAUAUUCCGCACCGAAAAACCGGGGACUUGGCGUCCGAGACAAGCGGCGGCGGCGGUGUGUUGUCGGCGCGCAGCGGACAGCGACGAGGAUUCCGCGAGGCUUUUCGGCGGGAGAAACGGCGGCGACAGGCAGCGCUGAGAAGAGGGUGUUGUCCUGAUGCUUAAAUGGAAGUGGGUGGGCCUUCACGGUCGCACACUGCCAACUCCUCCGUGGAUGCCUCUCUGACAAGCGCUCGCUUCCUCGUUUAUGGACGGUGUGUCCGGUGAAUCGCGGAGCGGUCGGGGCUGCCAGCGGCGCGGUGAACACCCACGAGCCCUCCGCUUUCAGCUGCUCGGGGCGCUUGAUUGUGCCUCCGCUUGGCACCGCCCUUCCUGGCCGGUGGGUGGUUUCGUGAACGGGCAGAUCCGCCACGGCCCAUCGCCAAACGUAUAGGCCGUCCUCCGCCAGUGUACCCGGCCGGCCUUCCACCGUGAACUAACACCCUCUUCUUGGUAUAUUAAUGCGGUAUGAGUGACUCGAAGAAGGAAUCAUCUGCUACUGAAGGAGGGAAAGCGUCUAAAAAAGGAAAAAGUUCUGGAUUGCAGGAUUCUUCCCAGCCUUCUCCGUUGGCUCUGCUUGCAGCCACGUGCAGUAAAAUCGGUGGGCAGGGAGUAGUAGAAGGGGCCCAGGCCGGAGCGCAGCAGAUCCAGCUCCAGGCUGGCCAGAUCCAGCUGCAGGCUGGUCAGCUACAGGGCCAGAUAGUGGUGGACGCAGCUGGGGCCCAGACUCUUGUGCCUCAGCAGCUGGAGCUGGUCCCAGCCCAGCUCACCGGGAACGGUUGGCAGAUUAUCACAGCGGCUCCAGCCAUGGCCAAGGAGAACGCCGCCCAGCCUGUUGCUGUGACCGUGGCAACCACAAUGGCGAAUGACAGCUCCUCAGCUGGACGCAAGGUGAUGGAGGUAAAGGCUGUUGGUGGGGGCAACAGUGUAGCCGCCAGUCAGCAGCAGCAGCAGUUCCAGAUCAUUCAGGUGCAGAACCUGCCGAACGCUGGCGCCGGUGUCCAGUACCAACUCAUCCCUCACCUGCAGACUGCUGACGGACAGCAGAUCCACAUCAGCCCAGCUCAGACCACCUCCCUCGGAGCACUUCCUGAGCAGGUUCAGCUGAUCCAGAGCUCCAGCCAAGGACAAACACAGGCCAUUCUCCAGCCUGCCAACCAGCAGGCCAUCUUGACCUCCACAGCCAAUCAGACGGUGCCGCUGCAAAUCCGCCCGGCGCAGUCUUUCCCGCUCCAGCUCCAGACUUUGCAAGGCUCCCAGGCGCCGGUGAUGACAACAGUGCCAAUAAACCUGGGCGGGAUGACCCUCGCUGUACCUGUGAUCAAUAACGUGGGAGGAAGCGGCGCCGUUCAGCUCAUCCAAUCGGCUGACGGAACAUUUUCGGUCGCCAACGGCAACCAGUUGAUGACGACGGCUAUAUCGGGAGCCGUUCCUCCUCCAGCAUCAAACUCAUCCACGACUUCCGCCGGAGAAGGGGACGGCGUGUCGGACGGGACUCAAGUGGUUUCGGCAGGAUCCGAAGGAGGAGUGAGCGACGGUCCGGCGCAGAGUAGCGAGGCCGACUCCCAGAGCCAGAACCAGGCCAACGGAGUCCAGACCCAAACGGAAGCAACCAUUCAACAGGUGAUUGUGGGACAAGUAGGGCAUCAACUGGUACAACAGAUCCAGGUUCAACCGCAGACCCCGAAUCAAAACCAAACCCAGACACAGCAGCAACCCCAGCACAUCCAGACCCUCCAGCUGGCCUCAGGACAAACGCUGCAGCCCAUUCAGGCGUUCCAGAACCCAGCGCAGGUCCUCAUCCGCACGCCCACCUUGUCUCCAAAUGGGCAGAUCACUUGGCAGACCCUGCAGCUGCCUGGCGGGGUCUCGCUGCAGGGCGGAUUGGGGGCCACAGUACCACAGCAGCUCACUCUGGCCCCCGUGGCCGGUGGGGCCACAGUUGGGAGCGGGGGCCUUGUUUCUUUAAGCGGCGCUCCUUUGACCUUGAGCGCAGCUCAGCUCAACCCUGGAUCCGGGGUUCAGACCGUCAGCAUCGCAGGGCUGGGCAGCGCUGGGGUCCAGGUCCAGGGGGUGCCUCUCACCAUCACAGGUCUCCAAGGUCAAACGACGGCUCAGGAAGGGAUCAAAGUUCAGUCGUCUCCAGUGGCUGUCACCGUGGCACCGGGCUCAUCGAUGAGUCCGGACCAGCUGGGUUCUGUUCAGAGCUCUUCUGACCAGGAGGGUCCACCCAGCAAGAGGCUACGCCGGGUCGCCUGCUCCUGUCCGAACUGCAGGGACGGAGAGGGCAGGAACAGUGGAGAUCCCACUAAGAAGAAGCAGCACAUUUGUCACAUGGAGGGCUGCGGGAAGGUGUACGGCAAGACCUCCCACCUCAGAGCCCACCUGCGCUGGCACACCGGAGAGAGGCCGUUUGUCUGUAACUGGAUCUUCUGUGGGAAAAGGUUCACCAGGAGCGACGAGCUGCAGCGGCACCGGCGAACGCACACAGGAGAGAAGCGCUUCGAGUGCCCCGAAUGCUCCAAACGCUUCAUGCGCAGCGACCACCUCUCCAAGCACAUCAAAACCCAUCAGAACAAGAAGAGCGGCGCCGCCGUGGCGAUCAUCACCACGGAGGACAUGGAGGAAGAGGUCCCGGAGAGCCUGGGCGCCAUCCCUCAGAUCGUGGCCGUGUCCACGCUCUCUCGUGACUCUGACCCCGCCACCCCCACCACGUCCAAUCACCUGGAGGAGGAAGAGGAUGACGAAGAGUUUGAGUAGAAACCGUUUUUUUUUCCAGCGUGUCCUGUGAUUUCAACUAUCUGGACUGAAGAGUCUUUAUGUUUCUAAAUCAGUCGGUCAGAAAUGUAUUUUUAGUUCGGCAUUUAAAAGGUUCCUGCUGGGGAACGAAAUAUCGAUGAAGAUAUGUGAGAGUGGUUUGACAUGGAGAGUUUUCCUAAGCUCAACAAUCUCUAUGCACAAAGUUGUGUCCAUGUUUCACGCCUGUCAGACAGGACCCAGGGUCAAUCGAGGUACAGGGCUGUUGCAGAGCUGCUACAUCCACACUACUGCUGUUCACUUGUCACUUCCUGGGAAGUUCAGUUCAAAUCUGGAUCUAGUUGAGUUUGCCCUGAUUUAAAAACGAUGAGUUUUUUAUUGGUUCAGAGAGCUUGACAUUAGCAUCUGUGAUAAACUUUCUUUCACUCAAAAUUAGCCUCAGAUUUUAAAGUUUGCACUUCUAAAUGUGCUUUUUGAUCAUAAAAUGACCCGACUUGGGCUGGAAAAUGCUUUCAGUUCUUGAAACUAUGGCUUAUUGAUCAUUACUUAAACUUUUUAUUCGCUCAGGAAUGUCGCCAUUCGACAACAUAUAUUGUUUGCUGGUUACAGGCAGUAACACAAAUGCUACAAUGUGGAGAGUGUAGUAUUUAAAAAGCUCUCAUCCGGCCUUGUUUUUGUUGAAUCAUAAAUCUAAAUUUUUUUCUGAUGUAACUAUAGUCCAACACUUGCACAAGCUAUUCAAUCAGGAAAUUAUUGGUAUUGUCCAGACGUCAGAGUAGUGUGGAUGUAGCCAAGUGAUGAUAGUGGUGUGCGUGUGUUUGUGUGUGCAUAAAUGAGAACCAUGUUCAUGUGUGUGUGAGUCUCCAUGUUAAUUCAAAUCUAUCUAAUUUGAGUUUUAUUCAGGUUCAGUCCUGCGACCAGAUUCAGGUGAGGAUUCUUUUUUUAAGAAAAGGAAUAAAAAAAAAAGCACAUAUGAAAAGAUUUAUGAAUAAUGCAUUCCUACUGAGGCACAGGGGCCGAUUAAAAAAAAAAAGCCGUUUGUAUAUGAAGAAGAAACAAUCUAGCUUUCUACAACUGUGUGUGUGUUGAAAGCAAUACAACAAUGACAAUCUUGGUGGAAUCUUGUUUACAUCGUGAAAUUUAAGUUUUCCUUGAGGGCAGGAGAGACGCGUCAUCGGUGCCGACGUCUGAGCAAAAGCUGAAGGUUUGGAUUCGGGAGUGUUGUUUUUUCUGAGAUGUGGCUCUGACGCUUUUGGUUUUCAGCUUCUCCUCCAAACUCAAACAAGCGCCAACUAUGUACCACAAUUGCCUUAACACAAGUUGAAGUACAGGCGGCGCUGUUUGGAGAUUUCAGGAGGAGAGAAAGAGGAGAAGUGUUAACUGGAUGUUUUUUUGUGGUUGUUGCUCCGUGUUAGCUCAGUGUGAACAUUGUUUUUUUUUUUUUUUUUUAAUUAAAAAACAUUUAUUUUAAAGAGUUUAUUUUAAAGUCCCCAUGUGUUUUGACACAGGACGGCACAAGCUAAUUUAUUGUCCUUUGCUUUGUAAUAUUUGAUGGUAUCUGUGUGUGUAUGUGUACAGCAUGUUUCAGUUUUUGCCGUAGUGCUGCUUCUUUUUUCUUCUUAGUGCUUGUUCUUUUCUUUUCUUCUCUUGGCGCCGUGUUGAAAAUAAAUAACAGACGAAGAAAAAAAAGACGUUAAAAAGACUAAUACCAAACAAGUUUCAAUGUUCUGGGUGAUAAUUUUGUGUGAUGUUUUUUUUCUUUUUCAAAUGAUUUGUAGUGGAAUCUCAUUUGUAAAACUUUUUCUAAAGCUGUUUGUUUGUCGUCAUGACGUUUGAUAACGGCUUUUGCCACAUCGGCCUCAAAGGCUGCAGUUUAUUGAUAUUUCUAAAAAAAAAAAAAAACUUGUUUGUACAAAUGUGUUAUGUGGAUACAAGAGUGAAAGAGGCGAGAAACGAUGCUUUGCCUGCAUAACACUUGACAAUAAAGUGGUUGAAAAGUUGAGAUUGGAGUGUGAAGAUUGGAGUUUGCGGCGCUUUGAUCUGAAAAGAGAUGUUUUACAUUUGCAGCUAGCAAUUUCAACUGAAUAAGUUCAAUGACAUACACUGGCUUAAGUUUCCAUGAAUACAUUUCACAGCAGUUUUGCGUUAAUAAAAUGUUUCUGGUCCACUGACAUCACACGCAGAGGACUUGACCACCGCAGCGGCUGCAUUUGUAAGCACAGAAGCGAGUAGAAAACCGUGACCAAAUAUGUGUCUGAUAUCAGUGCGGUCACUGAUGGCGCGUCC
Synchiropus splendidus (mandarinfish) is the source of this 5153-nucleotide messenger RNA. RefSeq names its product sp4 transcription factor (gene sp4). Gene Ontology annotation, biological process: regulation of transcription by RNA polymerase II. Lineage: Eukaryota; Metazoa; Chordata; Actinopteri; Syngnathiformes; Callionymidae. Gene Ontology annotation, molecular function: DNA-binding transcription factor activity, RNA polymerase II-specific; RNA polymerase II cis-regulatory region sequence-specific DNA binding. The transcript has 7 exons. The record is from RefSeq and is a predicted model, not a curated record. Bases 579 to 2870 code for a protein of 763 amino acids.